This is a messenger RNA of Temnothorax curvispinosus, 3134 nucleotides long. Its product is annotated as integrator complex subunit 3 homolog. The record is from RefSeq and is a predicted model, not a curated record. The transcript has 9 exons. The coding region runs from base 662 to 2974 and encodes 770 amino acids. NCBI's taxonomy places the organism in Eukaryota, Metazoa, Arthropoda, Insecta, Hymenoptera, Formicidae. Gene Ontology annotation, cellular component: cytoplasm. Gene Ontology annotation, molecular function: protein binding.
GAUUACAUACAACGAAUUAUAUAUAAUUUUGCUUUAGUCAAUUCUGCCGGUUGAAUUAAUCGGCGAUUAAAUUAAUCAAGGUGACUUCGACUAAACUCCGAUUAACUUAUCAAGUAUUUUGUUAACAUGGAAUUAUUAAUUUCCUGUUGAACAGACCGAAAGCAAGAUUAGAUUAGGGAACGAUGAAUUGCGUAAUUUCACUUUAGGCAAUUCUGCCGCGGUUGAAUUAAUCUCGUCGGAGAUUAAUCCUUCGGAAUUAAAGCUAGUCGGAGUUUGGGCGAAAUCGCUCUUAAGAUUCGGAGCAUCGCUGUUUACAGUUGCGAUAAAACAUCGUUGAUAUUGCCGUGAGUAAAAAUCCGGUAUGCUUUCGUUAUACGAGAGUUUUCAUUAUGACGCAGGAAUACAUGCGCAAUUCGCGUGAGAUUCACGCACACAUUUGUUGCUUGUUUUACGUCCGCCGCUCCGCGCAUGCACCCGUCCGGGGUGUCGGUGGACAUGACAGGUGCUCGUCUGCUCCUCGACGAAGUUACAAUUCGAUCAAGAACAACACCCCGAGGACGGGUCCUUCAAUCGAUCGAUUUGACUUGACUUUAUCGCGUGAGUGAUAAAGCCUCAGGCUCCUCCUACUUGCUGGAAAACCAGGAAUACCGUGAAUGAAAGUAUGAAUGCGCCGGAGGCAGAGGUGGAGAACCUCAAGCAGCAGGGAAACGCGUAUGUUAGGGAGAAAAAAUAUCAGAAGGCGAUGCUUCAUUACUCGCAUGCCAUCAAACUAGAUCCAAAGAAUUAUUCUCUCUACAGCAACAGAUCCUUCACCUUCUUGAUGAUGGAACGGUAUCGUGACGCCCUGAACGAUGCUCUGAUGACCAUUCAAUUGAAGCCCGACUGGUCCAAAGGUUACUUUAGGAAGGGCGAGGUCGAACUGAAACUAUCAUCUUACAACGAAGCGCUUGAAUCUUACAACAAAGCUCUAGUCUUGCAGCCAAACGAGCCUAAGAUUAUAGAGGCGAUGAACAAGGCGUCCAGGUCGUUGAUUAAAGACAGAAGAGCUGACCAACAGAUCCCAUGGCUAGGAGCUGGCGUUGGUAUUAUAUUAGGAGUCACAGUCGUGAUCGCCGACUAUGUUUUUACAAACAAGCCCACCCUAACGCAUCCUCUCUUGAUGGCGUUGUUAACGAUAUCGAUAGCUAUGAUUGGUUUCGGCAUCGCAAAGGGACUUCGUUACUUCCUAAAACACCAAAGAAAGUCAACCCUGAUAGGACAGGGUUUUCCUCACUGUUCGCAUCAAGUCAAUGAAUUGGAUGAUAUCUAUGUAAAAGAAGGCACCGAUACGAAGAAAAAAGUACGAAGAGAGAGAGAAAGAGACACGGAGUGCGAGAUAGAGAACGAACGAGUAGGCCAGCGAGACGAUCACGAUGCACGGAGGCGAGCACAAGCGGCCAGGGGCACAGGGCUGAGGGCUGAGGGCUCGACGGGGCCGCGAAUUACGUUCACGGGCCGGCCGCGGCGCAGCCAGCGAGCGAUGGAGCAGCCGAAGACCCCGGCGUCCCGGCUAUUCAACACGAGCUGCAUCGAGAACAAGGACGAGCUGGAAGAGAAAUUGGAGAGAUGCCACUCGACGUUGCAAAAUCUGACGACGGGACUGUCGGAGAAGGAGAUCCACGACACGUUAAACAAUGCUGUGUGCAAGGACAAGACGCACGAGGAGGUCUCCCUAGGUUUACUAGUGGUGAUCUUGACAGAUCCGCAGAAUGCCGCAAAAAGUUACAGAGACUUGACACUGAUCACACGAGAUGGCUUAGCCAUUGUGCUGCUUCAUCUCAAUCAAUUAGUACUAGAUAAAUAUUUGAGAUUAAAUGACGUCACCAGGAGCCAGUUACUGUGGUUGCUAAGGGAAAUGAUACGGACUAGUGUGACUAAUGUGGAUAAUCUUUGUUUGAGUUUGUUGAGGCAUGCGGCGGGCGGGGAUAUUUCCCCGAGGAACUUAUUCCUAGUUGACGCCCUCUUAGACAUUUUUCAAGAAAAUCGACCGUGGUUGGACAAAUUUCCUUUUUUAGUAGCAUCAAUUGUGUACAUGUAUUUACGAUUAAUAGAAGACCACAAUGCACCUCAUUUGGCUGGUUUACGGCAAAAGGAAGUGACCUUCACCGUAGCUCUGAUAAGGGAACGAAUGGCAGACUGCCUGGCCAUUGGAAGAGAUUUGGUUCGUUUACUGCAGAACGUUGCGAGAAUACCGGAAUUUGAAGCACUCUGGAAGGAUAUACUACUCAAUCCAAAAAACCUCUGCCCAAAUUUUAAUGGUGUCCUUCAGCUGUUGCAAACCAGAACCUCCAGAAGGUUUCUACAGUCGCGUUUGACGCCAGAAAUGGAGAGAAAACUCGUGUUCCUGACGAGCAACGUCCGUUUCGGCAAUCACAAGCGAUAUCAGGAAUGGUUUCAGAGUAAAUACUUGGCAACACCCGAAUCUCAGUCGUUAAGGUGCGAUCUUAUUCGCUUCAUCGUUGGAGUCAUACACCCUACGAACGAACUGCUGUGCUCCGACAUUAUUCCGCGAUGGGCAGUAAUAGGCUGGUUAUUCACAACGUGCACUUCCACCGUGGCUGCCAGCAACGCAAAGCUGGCUCUGUUCUACGAUUGGCUGUUCUUCGAACCUGACAAAGAUAACAUUAUGAACAUUGAGCCAGCGAUUCUUGUUAUGCACAAUUCGAUGAGGUCUCAUCCUCCUGUCACUGCCACACUUCUAGACUUUUUAUGCAGAAUAAUACCAAACUUUUAUCCCGCGCUAACGGACAAAGUGAGAAAUGGCAUAUUUUCAUCGUUGCGACAAAUUUUGGAAAAACGCGUUUUGCCUAGCCUGUAUCCGUUGUUUGAUAGCCCGAAGCUAGAUCGAGAAUUGAGAAGCAAGAUACGGGAAACUUUUCAAGAAUUUUGUCUGCCUCCAAACAUAGAUCCUGGUAAUAUUAUUAUUAAUGUAUAGACAGUACUUGUAGUCCGAUCUUAUAUUGCAACUAGAAAGGACGUAUGAUAGAAGGGACAAUAAAUCGAUCUUAUAUUCAUGAUCAUCUUAAAUCUAGUCGUUACGGCCUUAAGGCCGGUAUUCAUAGUCAUAUCUUAUAUUUAAGGUACAAUCUUAAGAU